This is a messenger RNA of Trichoderma breve, 2700 nucleotides long. RefSeq lists its product as uncharacterized. The transcript has a single exon. Bases 1 to 2700 code for a protein of 899 amino acids. The record is from RefSeq and is a predicted model, not a curated record. NCBI's taxonomy places the organism in Eukaryota, Fungi, Ascomycota, Sordariomycetes, Hypocreales, Hypocreaceae.
AUGCUCGAGGGCGGCUUUAGAAGCCAUAGGGCUUCUAAUCUGGUCCUCGUAAACCCGGACCUGCCCUCUGACCACGACGAACACGAUGGCUACGAGGCCGAGCGGCCCAUGACAGCCAACUCCACAAAUACCUUCCAGGUGGCCCAGGACGCGUUUGUCGACUUUGACGGCGCCCACUGCGAGACGGACAACGAGGAUGAUCGUUUCGCUACGGCCGACAUGGGGUCGCGCUCGCAGAAGCGAGACAGGCUGUCCGACGUGCACCAGCUGCCGGCCCAGCUGCAGGCUCCUGCUCCCCAGAUGCCCCAAUCUCAGACCCAACCUCCUGUCGUCGACGAUGAAUUAUUCCUGCCCACCCCCCAACAGUCUUCGGCCGAGUUCGUGAGCGAGUUCGUGAGGCCGCAGUCUUACUUUGACCAACAAACCGGCCAGCACAUGCUGUACUACCCGGCUCGUGUGCCUGCUAUGCUCAACCUGCCGCCCAAGCUGUCCAACAAGCCCAAGGCCGCUGACCGGAACCAGCGACGCUCGCAGAUCCUGAGCGCCAUGAUGCAGCCCAAGGAGAACAAGAGAAAGUCGGUCGUCCCCGACCUGGACCAGAUUGCCCUGCCCGACCCUCUCUCUGGCCACCGCAACUCGUUUGCCGCCCUGACCCUGGCGGACAACUUGGAGGACGCUGACGAUGCCACCACGCCCACUCCGUUCCUCGAGGAGCCCGCACCUCAAUCUCGGAACGGAUCCGCGCCCUCUCUCGAAGAUCUUCGCCGGCCCCAGCGGCUGUCCAAGAUGGACACUGACAAGCACCAAUCCAAUAUACCCAACCUCGAAAACAUUCCCCCUCACCUCCGAGCCAGCGUCUUCUUCGACCAGCCAUCUCUCGAGCUUCCCGAGAUCGAGGUCAAGGAUGGAUCAGCUAUGGCUACGCUCGACAGCAUUCUCGAUGCUUCGGCCACUGCUCCCGUCAGUGCCUUUACUGAUCACCUGUACGCUGGCAAACUGGGCUCUGAGACCUACGGCAAGGAGAAGAAGAAGAAGGCGUCCAAGCACAAGCAGCAACCCUCCACCAACACCCUGGGGGCCGCGCUUGCUGAAGCGCCCAAGGAGCAGUCGACAAUCAGGCUGCUCACCAAACGAAGCCAGAGCAGCUUGUUUGGAAGGAUUAACAAGGACCAUGAUCCCAAUGACAAUGCUCAUGAUGGGGCUGAUGAAGAAGAGGAGCAUGAAGAAGAGGAAGAGGAAGAGGUUGACGAAGGCAUCCUUGAUGGAAUGCCCACGACGCUCCUCGGCGAGAUCCAUCUUCGAAAGCAGCAACAGAAACAGCGAAUCCUCAACCAGGGCAACGUAGCGCCCCAAGGCAUGCGUGCCACCCUCCUGGAGAUGGAUGCUGUCGCCGAGAUGCAGCGCAAGCAACGCCUCAAGCAGCGCGUCAACCUUGCCUGGGAGGAACAGAAUGUCGCCGCGGAGCAAACCAUUUCCGACGACGAAGACACGCCCCUGGCCGUCAUUGCUGCCAUGCACCAGGGUGCCAAGAAUAUGGCCGAUGUCGACCGCCCUAUAGGACUUAUGGAGAUGCGCCAGCUAGAAGAAAACGAACCCCUGAGUUCACGCGCUGCUCGUCUGCAGGGACGAGCCUCCACCGUCUUUAACGCGAAACGCCAGAGCAACCUCAGCCUUCCAGUCACGCGCAUAGCUGAAGUGCAGCCGCCAGCUUCGCCGCGCAUCAUCGAGCCGGACGCGAGCGUGGUGGAUGAGGAUGCACGCACUACCAUUGCUCCAGAACCCGAACCCGUGGCGGCUGAGAUUGAGGAAGAGACGCUUGGUGCCAGGAAGCGCCGCCUGGCAGAGUCACAGCUGCCCAAGGCCCGUCCUGUCAGCAGCACCUUUUCUGCUGAGCUCCUGGGCCAGUUUGCUGAUCCUGAGGAGUCCAAACCCAAGCCUAAUGCGGGCGUAGAGGAUGAGACCCUGGGCCAGCGCCGUCGCCGUCUGCAAGCUGAGCGGGAGGCUCGCGAAAGAGAAAUGAGCUAUGGUAACCUGACUGGAGAAAGACCAGGCGAAAGGCCAGUCAGUUACGGCAACCCGAUGGUCGAGCCGCCCAGGAGAGGCGUGAUGCGCCGUGUCAGCAUGGCGGACAUGCUCUCGGUGCACCAGAACGUCCAGGACCCUCGCAUUGCGGAGCAAAGGCGCCAGCAGGAGGAGCAGAUGAGGCUUGCUCAGCAGGAUGCCAUGCUGGCGGCAGUCAGAAGCCAGAUGCCCACCGCUCUUGUACAAAACGGCAAUGCUCGCCCCGGAGGUUUCAAGGGAGGUCUGUACAAUGACGGAACGGGCGGACUUGGCGUGGAGGCGGCCAGAUCGAGCACAGCUCUCAAUCAAUUCCAGACCCGCAGCUUUACCAACACCGGCUCUAGGAACCGAGCUACCAUGAUGGCGCCGCCUAAUGGCUACGGUAUCGCGCAGGGAGGCUUGCAGCAUUCCUACAGCACGCUCACGGGCUUUGGUCCGGCCGCCAUGAACGGUAGAAGUCCUAUGGCAGGCAUGAACCCUAUGGGAGGCAUGAACGGCAUGAAGCAGAUGAGCGUGUACGGUGCUGGUAACCUCUAUGGUGCUAAUGGACUCAUCCAGCCAAACAUUGGCAUUCCCAUGUCUAAUCCUAACGGUCAGAUGGACCGAGUUGAGAGGUGGCGACAGGGCGUUUUCCCAUAG